GCGGUGCGCGAAGCCGAGGUCUCUCCGCAGGCGAUUCGCGGCCUCCGCGAGGUUAACGGUAGGCGCUCGCUGAUCCACUUCUCCGCGGCCUACCCCCUACCUACCGCCUCCCGCUCGCCGCCGCCGCCGCCGCCGCCGCCGCCGCCGCCGCGCGCCGCGCUGUCCGUCAGUCGCGCCGCCGCCGCCGACGUCGCCACCGCUCCGAUCCCAUCCAUGCAAGUCCUCAGCCAGAUGUUGGGGCGCGCGGCGCGCGUGCUGCUGCGGCAGAAGCGCGCGGCGGCGGACGAGGGCGCGUCGCAGCUGUCGCGCUGCCUGUCGGUGUUCGACCUGACGCUGCUGGGCGUGGGCAGCACGCUGGGCCUGGGCGUGUACGUGCUGGCGGGCGCCGUGGCGCGCACCGAGGCCGGCCCGGCCGUCACCCUCUCCUUCCUCGUCGCCGCCAUCGCCUCCGCCUUCGCCGGGAGAAAUGAGAGGGAGGGAGAGGAGGGAGAAAUGAGAAGAGGAGAGAGUGGGAGAAAUGAGAGAGAGGAGAGUGGGAGAAAUGAGAGGAAGAGGGAGAGUGGGAGAAAUGAGAGAGAGGAGAGU
Gryllus bimaculatus (two-spotted cricket) is the source of this 585-nucleotide messenger RNA. The record is from the annotation of a GenBank genome assembly. NCBI's taxonomy places the organism in Eukaryota, Metazoa, Arthropoda, Insecta, Orthoptera, Gryllidae.